Molecule: messenger RNA, 957 nt
Organism: Colletotrichum destructivum
Lineage: Eukaryota; Fungi; Ascomycota; Sordariomycetes; Glomerellales; Glomerellaceae
Product: Putative NAD-dependent epimerase/dehydratase, NAD(P)-binding domain superfamily
Exons: 1
Coding region: 1-957 (318 amino acids)
Source: RefSeq, a predicted model, not a curated record
AUGACAAUGUCAAGCCGGCAGAAGCGCAUCUUCAUGACCGGAGCAAGCGGCUACAUUGGCUCCGUGGUCACAGAGCUAGCCAUCGCAGACGGCUACACCAUACACGCUCUCUCCCGGACCGAAGCUACCGAUGGCAAACUCCGCGACCUCGGCGCCGUGCCCAUCCGGGGCGACCUCUGCUCCCUUGACACCCUCCGUCGCGAAAGCGCACAGGCGGACGCGGUCAUCCACCUGGCUACCGCCUACGUCUUCGGCGGCGAGCCGUACGAGACCUUCCGGCCCACGGACACCGCCGCCGUCGAUGCCAUCGCCGAUGCCCUCGCCGGCACCGACAAGCCGCUGGUCGUGACGUCCGGCACGCUUUGCGUCGCCGCGGAUCCCACUGGCGCCGAGACCACGGAAGCGUCGCCGGCGGACCCUAACCCUAUCAACACCCGCAUCAAGACUGAGCUGCACUCCCUGAGCCAUGCCGCGAAGGGUGUCCGGGUCACUUCGAUCCGGCUGGCGCCCUACGUCUACGGCCGAGGCGGCAGCGGCGUCGCGCAGUUCUUGGGCAUAGCGGCGAAAACGGGCGGCGUCGUGUGCGUCGGCGGCGGCGGGAACCGUACGACGGUCGUGCACGUCGACGACGCCGCGCGGCUGUACCUCCUCGCGGCGGAAAAGGGGCGGACCGGCGAGAUCUACAACGCCAGCGCCGCGACGGACGUCACCUCACGCCGGCUCUCCGAGGCCAUGGCCGCGGCCGUCGGCGUGCCGUUGAGGGACAUCAGCGCGGAGGCCGCGGAGGCGCAGCUGGGGGCCACAGUGGCGUUAUUCCUGGCGGCGGAGAACCGGGCGUCCGGGGAGAAGGCCAGGAGAGAGCUUGGCUGGAUGCCCCGCGGGCCGGGCAUCUUGGAGGAGAUUGGCAGCAGCAAGGGUUCGUAUGGGGAACUUGCCAAGGCACUCCGGAAGCAAUAG